Messenger RNA from Morone saxatilis (striped sea-bass), 4880 nucleotides. It is a transcript of the gene mamdc4, whose product is annotated as MAM domain containing 4. The coding region runs from base 824 to 4444 and encodes 1206 amino acids. Lineage: Eukaryota; Metazoa; Chordata; Actinopteri; Moronidae. Gene Ontology annotation, molecular function: protein binding. The transcript has 29 exons. The record is from RefSeq and is a predicted model, not a curated record. Gene Ontology annotation, cellular component: membrane.
AUACUUAAAUAGUCUUUCUUCAGCAGUUAGUCACUAACUUUGUCUCUCUGUCUGUCUGGUGCUAGAGAGGUAGCCUACAGUCAGUUUAUCUGGGGUUUCUGCUGUGACAAAACAAUGCUGUUGAGAGAUAUAAAACUGAAUCAAAAGGGUAAAAUUGCGGACUUUAAAAACCAAAACAAUUUCCAGAAGGCUCUGUAGAGCUGAGGGCAUUGGGUAUUGGUAUAUGGAGGCAGUGAGUGGCCUACAUUAAGCCUUUCUAGCUGUUCUAGUCCUCCCUCUUGGCAAAAAGAACUACAGAAGUGGUAAAAUGGCUGCAAAGACAUGACUGACAUAAAAACUAAUAACACUAAUACAGUCCAUUGAGCUAAUGAACUGUAAUAUAUACUGACUUAUUUAAUAAACCAGAAAAAUCAUGCAUCAUGGUAUAAAUAGCUGAUUUUAGUUUAAUAACUUCCACAUUUCCUGUUUUCCACAUACUGCCAACAUAUUAUGAAUGUAGCAUGAGACCAUCUAGAAAACUGAACUAAAAAGUUCCCUUAAGCAAGGCACUUUACCCCCCAACUGCUCUUGUAAAAUAAAGUCCAACUCCUAAUUGGGGUGAACUGCUCUGCAUCUACUUCAGUUAUUGUGCAAUGUACGGAUGUAGCCUAUAUACUGCGGAAAACUCAAGGGAAUUGUUUUAUGACAGGUUGUUGCAGUUGCAUGCUGGGAGAAUUUAAAGUCCAGGUUUUAUCUCUUACAAGGGGAGAAGAGAUCAGAGUCAAGUAGCACAGACUCUCCAGGUUGUGUCCACACCGAUCAGGCGGAGGAGGAAAAAAAGACGAUGAGGAGCUCAGCCCUCAUCCUGCUGUUGACUCUGCAGCUUGUGGCUGGUUCUUGGGCUCAGGUGUGUCAGAGUCCUGAUAAGAAAUGUGAUUUUGUGUGUGACUGUUCUGACUGCAGCGAUGAGCAAGACUGUGGCUACAGAGGAAAGACGUUUGAGUGUGACCUUGAGGACGCAGGAAUGUGUGGAUGGACUGACCAGUCUAUCAAUGCAGCAGAGUACAGCUGGGAGCAUCGUCAGAGAGGGGACACGCUGCCCGACAGCGGGCCAUCCUCUGACUACACCACUGGGACAGCUACAGGUUCGUUUAUGGGAGUGAGCGCAGUGAAGACUCUCAGCACUGCAGUUUUAAUCUCCCCAGAGAUUAAACAGUCUUCACCAACCUGUCGCCUUCGCCUGAGAUAUUUCCUGUGGGACUCAGGUCACACAGGUCUGGGCCCCACACCCUUAUGGGCGUCUGUCCUUCGUCAGGGCUCUCAGGAGGCUGUUGUGUGGCGUCCUGAAGCCACCAGCGUCCGUGGCUGGAGGGAGGGUACCAUCUUUCUGGGCCGUAUUUCCCUUCCCUUCCAAAUCCGUCUUAGCUCGCAACGCACCGAGGGAAGGAGAGGAGAUGUGGCAAUAGACCAGCUGGAGUUUCUGGACUGUGCUCUCCCCUUGCCACUUCCUGGUAAAGAGUGUCCAGUUGGCAUGAAGGGGUGCGAGCAUGGGGGCUGCGUGGAGGAGCGGCAGUUCUGUGACGGCAGUGACGAUUGCGGUGACCUGUCUGAUGAGAAGAACUGUGAGGUCAAGGUCUGUGACUUUGAGAUGGACCUGUGCAACUGGGACCUGACAUCAUUAUCUUCACUGAAAUGGGUCAGGACGAAUCAGGAGAACAUCUCCAUCACGGAUCCUCUGAAAGGACCAGGCAGGGAUCAUUCCACCAACAGUGAAGCAGGUCACUUCCUGUAUGUCACUGUCCCUGAUGGUGGUCUGACUGGUAGUGACUGGGCUGCUUUCCAAAGUCCCCGCCUUGAACCCACCAAUAGUUCACAUCCUUGCAAGAUGGUGAUGUACACUCACCAGUUUGGGCCGAGGUCAGGUGGUCUGACGGUGCUGGUGGCAGAUGAGAGCAUCUACCCUGUGUGGGAGAGGGGUGGCGCUCUAGGCGAUGUUUGGGUGAAGGCAGAGGUGGAGAUUGUCACCAAUUCCACUUUCCAAAUUUUGAUAAUGGCAGCAAUCAGGAACUUUGCAUAUGGAGGUAUCGGUGUCGACAGCAUUAUAUUGUCUCCUGAAUGCCGCCCAUCAUCUGUAAAUAAUACCUGGGCAAAAUUCCCUAAACCUCCUGAACACCCAUGUACUACACCGGACAAGAUGUGCGAUUUUCAUCGUGACUGUGCAGAAGCAAAGGAUGAAUCCAAAUGUGGGGAUUUCUCUUACACUAAGGGCAGCUCAGGCUGGACUGACACCAGCAUUGGGAGUCAAGGUUGGGUGCUCUACAAAAAUGCUACAUCCAAAGAGGAGUACCUGUAUGUAGCCGAGGCCCCAGGCCAGCAGCUGACCGAAGCCCAGACACGGACCCCCCUCCUGGGCCCCUCCGGCCCAGCCUGCACCCUCAGCUUUGAUUUUGCACUAACUGGGAAUCCAGAUCACAUUGGUGAGCUGUCCAUCAGGGUGAUCGACAGCUUGCUGGGCAUUCGGCCUAAACUGUGGGAGUUCAGUGGAAAGACAGGAAUGGGGGAGGAGGCAUGGCAAAACAUCAGCUUGACUAUUGGAGCCAGAGAAAAUCGCUUCCAGCUUGUGUUUGAGGCUCAUGCUUUCAAACUUUGUCCAUGCGCCAAGAUUAAAGUGAAAAACGUUCGCUUUAUCAGCUGUCAUGCUGGCCAUAUUCCAUCUUCUCCGACAGCACUGUCAUGUAACUUUGAACAGGGGCUGUGUGGAUGGUAUCAGGACAACAGUGACAACUUUGAUUGGACGGUGCUCGAUGGGAUGGACCACACCAUCGGGAUUGGAAGAAGCCUUGCUGUGGACAUGUGGAGUCCUUCUCUGCGCGGUGCGUUCGGGCGCUUAGUUUCAUUCACACAGUUACCAAGUCCUAAUGCUUACUGCCUGUCCUUCUUCUACAAACUCUACGGGGUGAACACAGGUGCUCUGAAUGUCAAGCUGUUAGAUAACAACGGUUAUGAAAUUGUCCUCUGGACCCGCAGUGGAGGUCAUGGCAACAUGUGGCACGAAGCUCAGUGCCCGGUGUCACAGCAGCUCACACCCUUUAAGCUGAUGUUUGAAGCAGUCCGCUCUGGUUUUGACGGGCGCGUGGCCAUUGACGAUGUGUCGUUCGUCGACCGUCCGUGCAGCGUGCCAAGAAUGUGUUCUUUUGAAGGCCAGCAGUGUGGGUACAGCAGCUUUGGUAAAGCUCGCUGGCUCCACCGCCGCUGGCAUACCACGACAACAACUGGACCAAAAACUGACCACACCUUGGAGACUGAAAUGGGUUUCUACAUGAUGGUUAACACCGGAGCAGACAUCCUUCCUUUUGGUGAUGCGGCAGUCCUCGCCUCCCCUGUUCGCAAAGGAAUUGCCAAGACCGAGUGCGUCCAUUUCUGGUAUCACAUUGGAGGAGAGAAUCCUGGUUCCCUGAUCGUGUAUGUGAAGCCGGUGAAGGGAGAAAGGGUGAAGAUCUUCUCUGAUAGUCUAAACCAAGGAGAUGUCUGGCGCCAUGGCAACGGCAACAUCUCGAUUGACCUUGUGGAAUGGCAGUUGGAGUUUGAGGCAGUCGGAGCCGGAGGCAAAGACACUCACAUUGCAAUUGAUGACAUCUUCCUUUCAGCUCACCCGUGUGGAGAUCAAGGUUCUAAGUGUAGUUUUGAGAAAGGGAUGUGCAGCUGGAGCAACACUCAAAACGUCAAAGUGGACAAACUGGACUGGGAGCUGACGAGUAAGGAGGCAGAGAGGCACUAUCCCACCCCACCUGAAGACCACACUCUGGGCACAGAGAGAGGUCACUUCCUGUUCCUUCCAAGCAGCAACCGGACGGCAGCCAAUCUUAACGCUCAGUUGCUGAGCUCUCACCUGCCCCCGACCAAAGGCACCUGCCUGAAAUUCUGGGCCUACAAGCCACACUCAUCGGACAGCAGGCUGAAUGUGUGCAAGCUGUCUAAAGGUCAUCUUAAUCAACUGCUGGUUGUGAGUGAACUGGGAGGACCGUGGAAACGUUUUGAUGUCAACAUCACAUCAACUGAGGAAUACCAGAUUGUGUUCGAAGGAAUCAAAGGCACAUCCGGCGUUGUCGCUCUGGAUGACAUUGAGUACACGGUCGGAAUCAGCUGCUCUAACAAAAUCACAGAUGGACUGACAACCUCACCUAACCAUGACAACGCAGGAGGGAUUGCAGCGUCCGUGAUUGUGGUCCUGCUGCUGAUCGGCACAUUGAUCGCCCUGCUGAUUUACUACCUGCGAACCCGACAGGCUGUGAGCGGUCCAUCAUCAUCAUCUUCCUCAGCUGGUGGUGGUUUCACGAAUGAAACAUAUGAACCAGACCUCACUCAAGACCGUUUGACUAUUUCGUCAGUGCAAAACCAUCCAAUGGCAGCUGGCUUCAAUAACGUCUCUUUCUCUUCUGAUGUCAGAGAGAUGGAGGUGGCGUGAGGCAGGAGGAGUGGUGGUCCUGCCACCCAAAGGUGGUUUUGUGAAUUUAAGGCGAUAUCACAGCAGAAGAACUGCUUGUGUCGCCCUUACAUGACACACACACACACACAUAACACUAACACAGCCCACAUACUAAAACACUGAUGAAGGCCUAAUCGGUGCAUUUGCCCCAGAUGUGGUGGAGCCCUCGGGGGCCGCAGCUUUCUACCUGUGAACGGACAGAUGGAAGUCAGAAGGAGAAUGUCUAACGUGUCAUGAAUGGAAAUUAGUUUAACUUUCUUUCAAUUGAGACUGGGAAUAACCUAUGAAUGGUAAAAAGGUUUGCUUGGGGAUUUAUGAUCCAUUUUGGAUCUGAGGCGAGGUUCCAACAGUUUCAGGUGCAACAAUGAAUCCUGUUUAGUAAAAGAGACUCCAGCAGCCAGCCUUUCUUUUCUGG